CCCUGCCAGUCCGUCAUUUCAGUUCCAGCGAGGAAGUGAGACGCACUACCAUCUCACUUGUGACAUUUAAAGCCACAGUGAAACCAAAGCUUUUUUUUUUUUCUUCUUCUUCUUCUUCUUCCAAAUUUCUGCUUAGCAUCCCACUCUCAGGGAGGACAUUAGUUCAGUGGAUAGCCUGCUGGGAAGCUCUUCUUUACUGAAUAAAUGGAGUAAAAAUCUCUUUCCACCCCGUUCCUCCUCUCGUCUUUGUAUUUCAGUCGCCUCUGGUGUCAGGAAUUUCAGUUUCACCCGGGGAUUUCUAUUGUGCUGCCAGCUUGUCGCUCGGUCCUCUCUGCCGCCCCACUGGGUCUCUCCAUCUUCUCAACCCCCCCAGCCAGGAGUCUAAUGCUUGUCGAAGAUGAGUCCUGCGCUAGAAGCCAUCAUGCAGGCAGAGCAGCAGCGAUAUUCUAGCAAAGGGGUCCUGCUCGAGCCCUUCGUUCACCAGGUGGGGGGCCACUCCUGCGUGCUCCGCUUUGGGGAGCAGACCAUCUGCAAGCCUCUCAUCCCCAGGGAGCAUCAGUUCUACAAGAGCCUCCCUCCCGAAAUGAGGAAAUUUACCCCACAGUAUAAAGGCGUGGUGUCGGUCAGCUUUGAGGAAGAUGAGGAAGGGAAUCUGUGCCUCAUUGCCUACCCCCUGCACAGCGAACAGGGGGAUCUGGAAAACGUUGAUCCCACUGCCAACCUGGAGCCCAAACACAAGAUGCUGAAAUGGGGCAAGAAGAAACCACCCACCCUGCUCACAGAAAGUGACCACUACACCACAGACAGGACCAGGCAACUGCGUAAGGAGGACAAGAUCAAGAGCCACAACCGUGAGGACAUUCAGAAGGCUGAGGUGCUCUACUGCAGUCUGGAGAAGGGCAAGGUGGUGCCUCAGAUCAAGCACAACCCCUGGAGUCUCCAGUGCCAUCAGCAACAGCUGCAGAGGAUGAAAGAGAACGCCAAACACCGCAACCAAUACAAAUUCAUCCUGCUGGAGAACCUGACGUGGCGCUACAAAGUGCCCUGCGUGUUAGACUUGAAGAUGGGCACACGCCAGCAUGGCGACGAUGCCUCAGAAGAAAAGAAGGCUAACCAGAUCCGAAAGUGUCAGCAGAGCACAUCGGCCUCCAUUGGCGUGCGACUGUGCGGCAUGCAGGUGUACCAGUCUGAUUCAAGGCAGCUCAUCUUCAUGAACAAGUACCAUGGGCGCAAACUGACUCUGGCAGGCUUUAAGGAAGCGCUCUUCCAGUUCUUUCACAAUGGACGACGGUUGCGUCGUGAGCUUCUCUCCCCGGUGCUGCGGAGACUUCGAGAAAUGAAGGCGGCACUCGAGGCCUGUGAAUCCUACCGUUUUUACUCCAGCUCCCUGCUCAUCAUCUAUGAUGGCGAGCCGCCACGUGCCCGGCGCCCCUGCCACCGCGGUGGAGAGGAGGGCGAGGAGGACGAGCCAUCGGAUGAGGAGGAAGAGGGGGAGGAGGGGGGCAGCGCGUUUGGGUACCACAGUGGGGGUGCAGCGGCUCCAAGUGGCCGGAACCCAGGCGGAGAGGGCAGCCCCAUGGUGGACGUGCGUAUGAUCGACUUCGCCCACACCACGUGCCGACACUACGGGGAGGACAGUGUCGUGCACGAGGGUCAGGACAGUGGCUACAUUUUCGGCUUACAGAACCUCAUCACCAUCAUCUCUGAGCUGGAGGACCACAGUGCUGACUAAAGUGUAUCUUGAACUGAAAUCUUGAGUGCAAAUCCAGCCUAAUUCUGUGCGCACAUUCAAUGCCACGACCCCCACACCCGCUGACGGGCGUCAGGGGAUGUAGGAAAGCUGGACAGGACAGCAGAAGUGAACUGACAGUCAUCACAAGACUGAAAUGGAGAAAGCAGCCUGCUUUCUGCCCGUUCUUUCCUUUGCGUAGGAGUGUUGACUUGUACUCGCGAAUGAAGGACAGUGGAGUCGGACACCCGUGCUCUUUUCACCAGCUCUGACUCAUCACUUCCUGCCUCUCUCCCACUGUUACAAGUCAUCGUAGUUUACAUUUUUCCUGUCUCCUAGGAAAGAAAAAAAGAUAAGCUAAUUAAGGAAAGAACAAAAGUGUAAACAGGUUUUAAGAAAGCAUGGAAAAAAAAAUCAAGCAUUCUCUUAUCCAUCCUACUCCCACUCACCUCUUUGUAUGAGCUGACCAUUGGACAGAGAUGCUUCUACUUGUAGACAUGUCUUUUCCUACUAGGUUCAGUUACACACUCAUACAGACUUGUGAUGGGCAUCAGGAUGACGGAGACCAACCGAGGGAGGGAGAAGAGAAACAGACUGCAGGACUUGGAGAGUCAGGGUCAUAGGGAAGCGCCUUUUUGAGUCCACACCCCCCUCUCUCUGCCUCCACUUUGCCAAGUUAAUAAUGGAAGGAUGAAGGGAAGAGGAGUAGGAUCAAGAAGGCUGUUUUGGGAAGGAGGGAAGAUUCAUGGCACUAAAACUCUUACUCCACCCCAAUCCCUGAUUUGUAGUCCUUCCUCCCACCUUCCCCUUUUCAUUCCAGCAACUUUGCCUGAGGGGGAGAGUAUGUAUUGAGAUUAAUUACAGGAAACAGAGACCUUUAUUAUAGAUCUUUAUUUAUUUCAAAUAUUUGUUAAUUAAAAAUAAUGAAAGCUGACUACAUUCCAUAUUCUGUGUUCUUGUUAUGAUGUUAAUGAACAUUGGCUUUGAGAAGUACCUCUUAUAUAAGUGUGUCAGCAGUAUGU
Molecule: messenger RNA, 2751 nt
Organism: Scleropages formosus (Asian bonytongue)
Lineage: Eukaryota; Metazoa; Chordata; Actinopteri; Osteoglossiformes; Osteoglossidae
Gene: ip6k2b
Product: inositol hexakisphosphate kinase 2b
Exons: 5
Coding region: 398-1732 (444 amino acids)
Biological process (GO): phosphatidylinositol phosphate biosynthetic process; inositol phosphate biosynthetic process
Cellular component (GO): cytoplasm; nucleus
Molecular function (GO): inositol hexakisphosphate kinase activity
Source: RefSeq, a predicted model, not a curated record